This is a messenger RNA of Leptonychotes weddellii (Weddell seal), 1755 nucleotides long. RefSeq names its product carboxypeptidase A3 (gene CPA3). The record is from RefSeq and is a predicted model, not a curated record. Gene Ontology annotation, biological process: proteolysis. Gene Ontology annotation, molecular function: zinc ion binding; metallocarboxypeptidase activity. NCBI's taxonomy places the organism in Eukaryota, Metazoa, Chordata, Mammalia, Carnivora, Phocidae.
GAAGAACUAUGCGGUUCAUCCUGCCUUUGGGUUUGAUCGCUACCACCCUUGCAGUGGCUCCUGUCCGCUUUGACAGGGAGAAGGUGCUCCGCCUGAAGCCCCAGGAUGAAAAACAAGCAAACAUCAUAAAGGACUUGGCCAAAACCAACCAGCUUGACUUCUGGUAUCCAGAUGCCAUCCACCACGUAGCUGUUAAUAUGACGAUAGAUUUCCGAGUUAGUGAAAAGGAAUCCCAGUUCAUCCAGUCUACCUUGGAUCAAAAUAAAAUGCACUAUGAAAUCUUGAUUCAUGAUCUACAAGAAGAGAUUGAGAAACAGUUUGAUGUUAAAGAAGAUAUCCCAGGCAGGCACAGCUAUGCAAAAUACAACAACUGGGACAAGAUUGUUGCUUGGACUGAAAAAAUGGUGCAUAAGCAUCCCAAAAUGGUCUCUCGUAUUAAAAUUGGAACCACUAUUGAAGAUAAUCCACUAUAUGUUCUCAAGAUUGGGAAAAGGGAUGAAAGAAGAAAGGCUAUUUUUAUGGAUUGUGGCAUUCAUGCACGAGAAUGGAUCUCCCCAGCAUUCUGCCAGUGGUUUGUCUAUCAGGCAGCCAAAACUUAUGGAAAAAAUAAAAUUAUGACCAAACUCCUGGACCGAAUGAAUUUUUAUGUUCUUCCUGUAUUCAAUGUUGAUGGAUAUAUUUGGUCAUGGACACGGAACCGCAUGUGGAGAAAAAAUCGUUCCAAGAACCAAAACUCCAAAUGCAUCGGCACUGACCUCAACAGGAAUUUUAAUGUCUCAUGGAACUCUUUUCCAAACACCAAGAAUCCAUGUGCAGAUACCUAUCAGGGCCCAGAACCAGAGUCCGAGAAAGAGACCAAGGCUGUCACUGACUUCAUUAGAAGCCACCUGAAAUCAAUCAAGGCCUAUAUCACCUUCCACUCCUAUUCCCAGAUGCUACUGUUUCCCUAUGGAUAUACAUCAAAACUGCCACGGAACCAUGAGAACCUGGCCAAAGUUGCAAAGAUCGGCACUGAUGUUCUAGCAACUCGAUAUGAAACCCACUACAUCUAUGGCCCAAUAGCAUCAACAAUCUACCCAACAUCAGGUUCUUCUUUAGACUGGGCUUACAACCUGGGCAUCAAACACACAUUUGCCUUUGAACUCCGAGAUAAAGGCAAAUUUGGUUUUCUCCUUCCAGAAUCUCUGAUAAAGCCAACCUGUAAAGAGACCUUGCUAGCUGUUAAGUUUAUUGCCAAGUAUAUCCUCAAGCAUACUUCCUAAAGAAGUGGCCUCAGUUUGGAAUAAGCCAAUUAAUCCUUCUUUGUGCCUUUUACCAGAAAGUCAAUCUUCAAUUAUCCCGAGAUAUAACUUCCACAUUACAUGAAUAGGUCCCUCUCUUGCUCACUUAAGUCCUACGUUAAUUCUUUUUGCUUUUAUUUACUCUUAAUAGCACCUUAACAAAUAGCUUUAAGUGAAAGCUUUCAACUAUCUUUCUUUGCUCCAAAUAAAGUUCGAACCCAGCAAAAAGUAUAUUUUGAGUAUUCUGAAACAUGAUAUACAGUGGGUCACAGAAAAGAAAUGAGAACCUUCUCCAGAAUCAGAUUUUCCAUGUGGCUUCAGCAUUUCAUGUAAUAAUAUAAUAAAAUAAAUUGUAUUCCAAAAUGCAUCUUCUGUUUUUUUAUAAACUAUACUCUCUACAUUUCUCUAUUAGCGUUAAUAAUCAAGCAUUAAUGUGUCUCAUGCAGUCGGUUAAUAAGAAAUAAUAUCUUCAAUU